Molecule: messenger RNA, 1294 nt
Organism: Gekko japonicus
Lineage: Eukaryota; Metazoa; Chordata; Lepidosauria; Squamata; Gekkonidae
Gene: PGAP3
Product: post-GPI attachment to proteins 3
Exons: 8
Coding region: 41-1012 (323 amino acids)
Biological process (GO): GPI anchor biosynthetic process
Cellular component (GO): endoplasmic reticulum membrane
Molecular function (GO): hydrolase activity, acting on ester bonds
Source: RefSeq, a predicted model, not a curated record
GCGGACCGGAAGCGACGCUUCUAGCCUCCCGGGAGGCGGGAUGGCGGCUCGAACAGCACUGCUGCUUCUCCUGGGGGCGGCGGGGGCAGGCCCGGCCCCCGCAAAAGGGUCGCGGGGAGACCGGGAGCCCGUCUACCGAGACUGCUUGGCCCAUUGCGAGAAGCGCAACUGUUCAGGGGCCGGGCUGCGGCACUUCCGCUCCCAGCAGCCGCUCUACAUGAGCCUCACAGGAUGGACUUGCAGAGAUGAUUGUAAAUAUGAAUGUAUGUGGCUUACUGUGGGCCUUUACGUCCAGGAAGGAUACAGAGUGCCUCAGUUUCAUGGAAAGUGGCCCUUCUCUCGUUUCCUGUUCUUUCAGGAGCCCGCCUCUGCCUUUGCUUCGUUCCUUAACGGACUUGCCAAUUUAGUCAUGCUGAACAGAUACAAAGCUGCCGUCCCGCCUUCUUCUCCCAUGUACCAUACCUGCAUCGCCUUUGCUUGGGUUUCUUUGAAUGCCUGGUUCUGGUCUACAGUGUUUCACACUCGAGACACAAACCUAACCGAGAAGAUGGACUAUUUCUGCGCGUCAGCCGUCAUUCUUCACUCUGUAUAUUUAUGUUGCGUCCGGACGCUGGGGUUGAAACGUCCGGCUUUUGCCACCGCCUUUGGGGGCUUCCUGCUCCUCUUCUUGGCCUGCCACAUCUCCUACCUGACGCUCGUACGCUUUGAUUACAGCUACAACAUGGCUGCAAACGUGGCCAUCGGCCUCCUCAACCUCUUCUGGUGGUUGGGCUGGUGCAUGAGGAACCAGCAGCGCCUGCCGUACGUCUGGAAGUGCGUGGCCGUGGUCCUGCUCCUACAAGCCUUGGCCCUGCUGGAGCUGCUGGACUUCCCACCCCUGUUUUGGGUCUUUGACGCCCACGCCAUCUGGCACAUCAGCACCAUCCCGGUCAAUAUCCUUUUCUACAGCUUCCUCAUGGAUGACAGCCUCUAUCUCUUGAAGGCCAACUCGUACAUCCUUAAAAUAGACUAAAAGCCUUUGGUGAAACGCAGAUUGGGGAAGAGCACCGGCCUCUUUGGAGGACACCCACCGACCGUUUCCGACGCCCACCGACCGAGGACCCAGGCCUGCUGUAUUUUGAGCAGCAGCGACCAUCGGCCCUUCCUCGUUUCCUGCCCUUCUACUCUCGAAGCAUCCACAGUCUGGAUUUGGUUUGCUGUGAUGUGAUAACGCUCUUUUGCCCGCCCCCUGGAUGCAUCAGGAUCCACAUUUCUCCUCCCCAGCAACUUGAGUCGGGGGUCCUUCCUUCCUUCC